Tetranychus urticae (two-spotted spider mite) is the source of this 5074-nucleotide messenger RNA. NCBI's taxonomy places the organism in Eukaryota, Metazoa, Arthropoda, Arachnida, Trombidiformes, Tetranychidae. The record is from RefSeq and is a predicted model, not a curated record.
GUUAUUUUAUUAUUUAAUUCUAUAAUUUAUUUGUAUAUUAUUAUUAUUGUUAUUUUAAUUUUUCACGUCAACCUGUCUCUUCAUAUUCACUGUUUAUUUAUUCAAUAAUUGUAAUUUUUGCCAUCUUUCUUUCCUUCGCCUAUAGGUAUCUAAUAUACUAUAUAUAAAUAAAUUUAUUUAGGGUGAGAGCGGAGAGGAAUUAUCCUACAAAACACAGUUUCGGCCUCAAUGUGUUGUGGUCAGCAUGUCCACAGUGUCGGGGCUUGCUUCAAAGGAGGACAAAGACAAAGGGUCGAAACAAAAGUACAGUUCAUUGAAUAUCAAUAAUCUCUACAAAGGCAAAAGUCUUGAAAGUCCUAAGACAGCAGUUAUUCCCAAACAUGGACUUCAGACAUUGGGUAAAGUGGGCGCUAUUCGCCGUAUUCCCCCACCAACAAAUUUGCCUAGUUUGAAAAGUGAAAACGCCGGAAAUAAUCCUAACGUAAACAUAGUUCCAAGCGGAGGUCAAGGAUGGGUCAAAGACAAAACACAAGAGGAAUCUACAACUUCUACACAGCAGGUGACUCCGGAUUCCUUGAAUUCCUCAAUAACUGGUCAACCAGUAGACUCUUGCAGUCAAUUUCAUGGAGACAAGAAUGGUUCAGCGGUUGUGGCAGCAGCCAUAAGGUCACAAGAGCAGCAGCAGCAGGCGCUUAUGUAUGGCUCAAAUGCAAUUGCUUUAAAGGAAAAAGGAAACGAUUCCUUCAACCCGACUUCUGCUGCGUCAGUGAAGAGCAGCAACGCAAAUUCUCGAAGUUGGAGUACUAUCACAUCACAAGACGAAAGUGGUCAAUCAAAGAGCUUUCUGGCUCAUGGUUCUCCUUAUUUUCCCCAAGAGUUUCCAGAACUGGAUGGUGGAGACUCAGGAAAAGAAGGAGAUCAAAAACCAAACAUCGACUACUCUUAUGGCCCAGGGCCAAGUUUAAGACCUCAGACAGAGGGAAGCUGGAGUCGGGGAACCGGCUCAACAAUCAAACCAUCAGUGUCUACCGCUUCAUCCUCUUCAUCCACACAAGGAGGAAGUGGAGGAAUAAAUGUAGGUGUGGGUGUAACUGGUCAAGGGUUACUUCCAGGAAUAACUGGACCAGUGCCCCAAACUCAUCAACCACAUAUGUUAGGAACGGCAAGUGUAAAGACUACCGCAAACCCACUAGUGAACAAUGGCAACGUCGUAAACGGACAAUCUGUGUGUAUUGAUAGUCCUCAAAUUAUUGAUCUUCAUUUACAGACUGUUGUCAAUAGCUCUACUCCACUGCAAAAUUUUCAUAUGUUUGGACCUUCUGUUGGAAAUAUACCAGGUGCUCCGAAUCUUCAACAAUUCAGAUCAAUGGUUCCUUCUUAUUUAUACGGUCGGAUGCCUGGUAGCAACUUUCAUGGAAUUGUACCGCCUACUCACCUCGCAACGGGAUAUCCUUUAGGACCUGUUCAGUCUAACUUUCCACGAGCACCUUAUCCAGAUCCCAAUAGAGCUCGAAUUCCUCCAUCUCAUAAAGCUCAUCAUCAAAAAUCUCAGUCAGAAGACACUGAGUCUUCGUUUACCGAAAGAAAAGGAAUUGCUCCAGCAAUUUUAACGGAUAAAGAUUUGAAGGGAUUUGAUGAAAUACUGGACAGUGAAGGUAUUGACGAUUGGGUUGCUCCACCCAAUGACAUUGACUAUAAUGCUAAAUUGGUGUUUAGCGAUGAUGAAGAUAGUACACCUAGUCAUCAAAAUAAGGCACCAGUAGCUACCAAAGGUAAUUCUCACUCUAAUGAUGCUGUCAGCAAAUCUAAUGAGCUCGAUAAGCAUCCGAAAGAGGUGAGAGAUGAUAUCGGCAAUGACAACAGGGAAAAAGAUAGAGAGCGUGAAAAGAAUGAUAUUCCCAAAUACAGGCCACCUAUGGCUAAAGCCUCUAAUCAAUGGCCGUCAAACACUUAUUCUUCAGUUCAAGAACCAGGAAAAUCAGUCAGUGAUGUUCAAUCUAGUGGAAGUUCUAGUUUGAACAAUUAUGCUCCUGUCAAAAGUAAAAAUGAUUUUCCUGAUGACGAUGAAAUGUGGAAACAGCGUAGUCGACAGCAUUCAGAUGAAAUGAUUGCUGCUGUUGAACGGGCUAGAAAGCGUAGAGAGGAAGAAGAAAAAAAGUUUGAAGCAAGUCGACUUGCUGCAUUAGAAAAAGCUAAGAAACUUGAAGAAAAGACGCGUCUUGAGAGACAAAAAUCCGAGUCCAGGGAGGGAUCUUUAUCAAUCGAAGACAAAGAAAAUCGAGAAAAAGAACCUCGUCCACGGGAAUCUCGGGAUGAUAGAUCCACCCAUUCAAGUGAAAGUCAUGAAGACAAAGCUACUCGUGAUGUUCAGCGCUCUAAUCAAAGAAAUUUUUCAGCGACAAAUUUACCUUACGGAACCAAAGCAUUCACUAAAGAGGUUCCUCCAAGAUUCCAGAAACAAGCUGAGCUUCAAAGACAAUUGCGACAACAACUUCAGCAUUUACAACAUAAUCAACAUCAACAUAAACAACAGCAGUCAGAACCUCUUACUCCGACUCAGACACAACCCCAAAUGAAACAAUCUCAACCACAGCAGCAACAGCAACAACAGCAACAACAGCAGCAGCAGCAGCAACAACAACAACACCAGCAGCAGCAGCAACAGCAACACCACCACCAACAGCAGCAGCAGCAACAACACCAGCAGCAGCAGCAACAGCAGCAACAACAACAACAGCGACAACAGCAGCAGCAACAACAGCAUCAGUCGCAGUCACAGUCGCCACAGCUAACACAACAACAACAACAGCCUCAGUUACCAACUCAGGUUCAGACUCAAUCUCAACCACAGUCACAGUCACAGCCACAACAACAACAACAACCUCUGCACCAACAACAGCAGCAAACUCAACCUCCAACACAAUUACCGACUCAGGCUCAGACUCAAGUUCAGGCUCAAGUUCAGGGACAGGCUCAGACUCAAGCACAGGCCCAGGUACAGGCUCAGGCCCAGGUACAGGCUCAGGCUCAGGCUCAGGCCCAGGCUCAAGCUCAGGCUCAAGCUCAGGCCCAGGCUCAGGCUCAAGCUCAGGCCCAAGCUCAGGCCCAAGCUCAGGCCCAAGCUCAGGCUCAGGCUCAAGCCCAGGCUCAGGCCCAAGCUCAGGCUCAAGCUCAGGCUCAGGCUCAGGCGCAAGCUCAAGCUCAGGCUAAGGCUAAGGCUCAGGCCCAAGCUCAGGCUCAGCCUCAACAACAACCUCGAUCGCAAGCUUUGCAGCAGCAGCAUCAGCAGCAGCAUCAACAUCAGCAGCAGCAUCAACAUCAGCAGCAACAUCAACAUCAGCAUCAGCAUCAGCAUCAACAACAACCGCUGCAACAACAACAACAGCCACCUCUCUCUCUACCACAACAAUCCCAGGUCCCGGUAGUUUCACAGCCUCAGCAAUUACAACAACUUUUACAACAUCAUCAACAGAAACAAUCGAUUGCUAAUGUUGCCCAGCAGUUACCAAUAACUCAACAUCAUCAAAUUCAGCAAACGCAGCAUCAACAACACCAGCUUCCGAUUCAUCACCAAAUCCAGCAUACUCACCAGCAACCCCAACAUCUUCCUUUACACCAUCAGUAUCAGCAACAAUUACACCAAUUUCAGUAUCAACAAAGCUUCCAACAUCAAUUUUCUGCUGCUUUAUCUCAACCAGCUAUAGGAGCUGGUUUUAUACCAUUGGAUAAAAAUGCUCUUAGUGAAGAGUUAUUUGAAUGGAAAAGGGACCUAAAAGAUAAUAAAUGGGGGUUUGAAAUUUGGGGUAGCAACAGUAGUAGUCUCAAUGAACGUCCCUUGAACUAUGAUCAGGUGAAUCAUGUCAAUGAUCCCAUCAAAGAGAAAACUAGUCAUCUCUCGCCAGAUGACAAGUCUGAUAACCAUAGUGAUCAACUGAAGCAUAGUAAAAAUGAAGAAACUGGAAACAAGUCAUCUACAAGAAAUCAUCCUCUUCCUAGUGAACGGAACAAUGAGGUUAGAGAGAGAAGACGCAGGGAAAGUGAUAAAAUAGUUAGGAAGCCUACAAGUUCAAGAAGUAGUGUCAGAUCUAACCAAGUUAAAGAAAAAAGUAGUCAUGAUAGAGAAAACCGAGAAGAGCGCUCUGAAUUUUCUAGGCGAGGUGGAACUAGUGGAAGUAGUGGAGGAGUUCCGUUCAGAGGUGGUCGCAGGGAAUACCGUAGUACAAGACUACCUUCCGGAGAAAAACCUACACAUUAUAACAAUGAUGAUAAAUAUUCUAAAAAUAUUUCAUCAAACUCUAGGAAAAUUACUCGAACAUCACAUAAGCGAUCUUCGAUUUCAGAAACUUAUGAAAAGGAUGAAAGAAAACGAAAAAAUCAAAUUAAAUCUGAUAAUUUAGACAAAAACCAUCCUGACGAAGGAGAAUCUGCUAAAAACUCUUCAAGAAAUAAAAAUUCUUCGAAGGGUAAAAGUUCUUCAAAAAGUGAAAUCCCAAAUCGCCAUGAUAAUAAAAGCAGUGAUAACAAUAAUCACGACCAUCCAAUUAAAAACCAAACAACCUUUACUCGAACCGUGGUUGUCGCUAAUGAAACAGUAAAUCAUGAUGUAUCCAAUUCUGCAAGCUCUCAUAAAGAAGGAAACAAAACAAACCACUCUGUAAGCAGCUUCGAUAAAGCAGCCUCAGGAAUCUCGCCCAACUUAGCUUCUGAAAAUCAAGCAGAUAAAUCAGUUUCUAGCAAUCAAGGUCGAGAAGAGGGUAAAAAGAUUCGUAAUACCGCUCCACCUUUCCGUAACAAUCCAAAAGGUGAUGUAACUCGUUCAAGGAAUUAUCCAUCAAAUUAUGGUCCGCCUCCUUCUAAAGCUGCCUUUGAAACAGUUAGCAAAGGCCCUUCUUCAACUUCACAAAUCUUUGAUCCUCCAAAUGGAAAACAAUUCAAAAAGAUUAAUUAAUUAUUUGUAACACCUUAAGAACCAAUAAAAAGCAAUAUGUUACUCUUUGAGUUUCAAAGUGUUUCAAAUGCUUUUACUUGUCCAACUGUAUCUUUUUAAUAAAUAUGGGUGAAGUGAACAAUCUUA